AUGCGUCUUCUACCCUCACUGCCCCUACCCUCGGCGGCUCAAGCUAGCACCCUCACCAGCUGCAACGAGCCCCAGCGAAGUAAAAUAGCAAAAGUACAAAGAGCAUCUUGCUUAACUUUGAGAGGAGGUGGUGCCGAUGGUGUUGAGGACUUUACGUACUUUGCCAGGAGGAUGCAGGCUGUUAGUGCAACCUUCCGUGGCCACCACCUUAUCAACAUUGUUCCAAGGCCACAGAGGAACCGGGAAAACACUGCCAUUUUCUGUUUUACUAAUGAUCUCCUCCGCACUGCAUCAAACCAAGCCCUCGCAGGCAACGCGUCCAAUGUCGCCCUGGGCUUCGUCUGGGAGAGAGCUAGUUUCUUCGCCUCCGACUGCCAUGCCCCUCAGAACAAAACGGGGAAUCUCAUUGGAACUGCCUUUGCGGUUCGCGAUAUGAUGGAGAUUGUAGACGCUCUGGGCAUGUUCUCACACGCACAUAAUACAAAAGAUGCUAGCAUGCUAAUACGGCACAGGGAGACGGAACUUUUUUCUGACAGUGAUAAUGUCAUGAAGGGUUCCGUCAAAGGCUGUAUUGCCAACCCCGAGGCGGGUGUGCUCGCAAAAAACCAGACAGCCGCUCAACUUGAGGAGUCCAUCUAUCAACUUUUCCAGAAACUCGAGUCUGAACCCAUUGGCGUUCCGGUACCGGGCUAUCCAGGCGGCGGACUCCUCAUCAACUACAGCUUCAUGUCCGCCGUGAUAUUCCGGCAGCUAUACACACCUUCCAUAUGGCAAUACACAGCAAAGUGCAUUAAAGCACUCAUGACUGGCCAGAGCAUGGAUCCCGGCCUACAGCACUGCGUGCCCCGUCUCACACAAACGACUAGCGCCGAGGCAUCGGCCAAAGCAGAUCAAGAAGCGCAGUUCGGCAUCAAGUGUAGCGACGUCCGAGUCCGCACGACAAACUUGACUCAGGUGCUUCUUGUGCUCGGAGAUCGUUGCAAGAAGAGCCGCUUCUUUGGAGACUAUGCCGACACUGUUCUUGCGAAAUGCGCUCACUGGACACUACCAGCCAAGGAGCGCUACAUGGGCGACUUUAACGUGAAGUCCAAGAGUCCCGUGUUGACUAUCGACAAUACAAAUGAUCCCGCCACACCUCUGGUUUCCGCAAGGAAUGUCAGCGAGACGUUCAAGGGGAGUGUGCUGUUGCAGCACGAUUCAUAUGGGGCAAGUUGCCCUUGUGCCAGGCGUUUAGCACAAGCCAAAGCUCGAUUCCUUGCAGGCACCGCGCCCAUCCAACAAGCUCCUUAUUCACGCAGCAAGGCUACCAAGCCCCCCUCUUUAAGUCUGCUCGUAUCCUGUGCCUCGUGCUCGCCACAGAACCCCCCUCACCGUCAUCAUGCUGAUCAACUAAUAUUUGCAAGAGUGCGGACCCUGACCGGCAAGGAGAUUGAGCUGGACAUUGAGAGCGACUACAAGGUUUCGCAAAUCAAGGAAAAGGUCGAAGAGAAGGAGGGCAUUCCUCCCGUUCAGCAGCGUCUUAUUCACGGUGGAAAGCAAAUGACCGAUGACAAGACGGCUGCCGACUACAACCUUGUCGCUGGCGAUACGUUGCACUUGGUGCUUGCUCUGAGAGGAGGUGCGAAACGAAAUGCAUAG
Molecule: messenger RNA, 1638 nt
Organism: Metarhizium acridum CQMa 102
Lineage: Eukaryota; Fungi; Ascomycota; Sordariomycetes; Hypocreales; Clavicipitaceae
Source: RefSeq, a predicted model, not a curated record